AUGGAUUACAGCAGUAUCGAUUCUGAAAUAAUAGAAUCGCUGGAUAUUUUAAGACAUCCAGCUAAAAGACUAUGUAGGAAUAAUUUAGUGCCAAACCGAACUCUCACACGACAACAAAAUACUAGAUAUACAUUUAAUGACACGAAGAUAAUUAAGAAGACCGAAUUUUCUCAUCUCCGAAGAGAGACCUCUCCAUUUUCAAAGAAAGCUGCUGAAAGAGAGAUUUUCAAUCAUUACUCAGUCUUGAAUCGCACUAGCCAAUUAUAUCCAUAUAAUUCUAUCAGUCCUACAACCUUUCCGCAAUCGAAUGUCGCUAAAGAAAGACCUCUUAUUAAAGUGACUGUGAUACCGAAAUCAGUUCAAACUCAGACUUCAAAUGUUUUUAAAAGACGUAGUAACUAUAGAAAAAAUAUUCACGCGACAUUAUCCAAUCAAGAGAGUUCUAUACGAACAAGGAACGUUUAUCUGGACGUUGCUGGAAGAAACAGAGAUAAAACAUAUGACAUUAAAAAUGUAGGAAGCGCGAAAUUCUCUAGGAAUAAUUUGAUAGAUAAUACAAACAAUAAUAUAUCUUUAGAACAGAUAAAUUGUUUAAAACAAGUAAUAAGUUCUUUGAAUAUGGAUAAGAAAAAGAAAAAAGAUAAUAAUAAAAAUAAUGAAACUGGCAGUAACAAGUUAGAAAUGUCUCAGAAGAUUGGUAAUACUUAUAAAAAUGAUAAACUAUUUCGAUGUUGUUAUUGUCCGGAUUUUGGUAAAAGCGAUGUCGUUGAUAUUGGAUCUCAGAGAAGUCAUGUCAGAAUUACAGGUCAACUAGGAUUGGUGGAUGAUGAGAGAUGUGUUCUUAGAUGUGCAGCCACUGUCAACGAUAGUCCAGUUACGACAAAAUAUUGUACAGCAGAAUGUGUUGCUUCGCCUAUAUAUAAUGCAAAUUUCCAUCAAAAUAAAAUUAAAAAUCAACGAGAUUUUAUUAUUCAGACUGAAAUGUGGAAAAGUGAAGAAUACAAUGGUGUAAAUAUUGAAAGAAAUGUUUUACUCAGUAAAUCUUCGCAUGGUACCCAAGUCAAUUUUAAUACAGAUCUGUUGAAUAUCGAUAGAACUAAAUUGAAAAAGAGCAUGAAUUUAGACAAAAUAACUCAAUGUAACAGCAGUAAUACUGAUGUGGUUGAAACUAAGGAACAAUUUAAUAGUAAUGUUAAGAAAUGUCAUAGUCCUCUUGUUGUUAUAUCAGUUUAUACAAAUCAAGAAUUACCGGACGUUAAAGUUAUGACAAAUACUUUAAAUAAGAACAAUACUAAGUCUGCAACAAUUAAAAAUAAUCCAAUCACUAAAGGAACUAGUUGGUAUGUUCGAAACAAAAAAACAGAAGAUAAAAAAAUAAAUAGUAAUAUUGGUCGUAGUAGAUCACCUUCUCCACGGUCCAGAAGCCCACUUAAAGCAAAUAAAGAAUUUGGAUCUAAACUAGGUUUUAUGAGACAAAAACUUUCCCCGGAAGUUGGUCAAAAUAUGAAUAUUGUUCAACGCCAGGAAAGAUUCAAGAAGACGGCGACAAAUUCAAUAGUUACAAAAUUUGACACAUUAAACAAAUCUAGAAAUAAGUUAGAGAAUGAAAACAAUUCAUUACGAUCAAACUUUGCAGAAACAAAAGGCACAAACACUGAUCACAAUAUAUUAACGAAAAAGGCAAUAAUAGAAUCUUAUACGAGGCAAUUGUUGAAAGACAAGGAAAGGAAGGUAGCAACAGGACACGACAAUUUAAAAAAUAAUGAGUCAAGAGUGGCUGUCAAUAUAGAUGGAGACAAAGAAUACUACGAUGUGUUAUUUCAACAAGGUAAUUUGACUACAGACUUGAGAGUACGGAAGAUAUUAAAAGCAGUGGGCAUACAAGACUAUGCCAAUGAUAGUCAUUUGGAUUCAAUGGAGAAUUUACUGUUAGUAGUAAACGAAAAAGAACCAAGGAAAAGAUCACUUUCUCGAACUUUGUAUGGAAAUGAUAAUGAUGACAUUCCAACGUUAGAUAAAAUUACGUCAGGUUUGAAUGUGAGAGAUAGUUUGGAAAUUUGUCACAGACGUGACAAUCGAAGUACCAAAUGCCCUAUAUUUUCUACCAUGAAAAAUAAUGGAUCACAAAAUAAUAAUAAGGAUCGGUUGGCUAAUAAGCAUUACAGAGGAGACGAUUGUUGUAUCCCCGACCCUGUAACACGAGAUAAAGAGAUCAGGAAACUCCUUGGUAUAGAUAAAUACACACAGUCUACGUCGACCUCUGUGAAACCACAGGCACCGAAGAGUGGCAUAGAAGUUCCAAUGCACUGUUUCUACCGAAGACAAUGCGAAAAAAAUUUACUGACCGGACUUAGUUUAGUCGGGAUGUCUCCAUGUGCAUGCUGUGAUCAGAAUUUCUUAGAUCAUAUAGAAAGUAAGAAAUUAAAGAAAACGAAGCAAGAGAUACAGAAUAAUCACAUCGAAUCCAACGUAAGUGACGAAACUAAUCCGACAAAUGAGAGUAAUGAAACAACUAAUAAGCCAGUCGAACCAGAUGCAGACGACGAGCAAAAGGUAGAAAAAAAACCCAUUCGAGCCAAAUUUUCUACCACAGAACAGAAUUCUGUUUAUCAGCAAAUGAUAUUAAAUCGUAAUAUUCAAGUCUUUCUACAAGUAGAACAGUUUACAAAACAGAAGCCAAUUAUACUUUCACGGAAACAAUACAACAAAGUAAAAAGAACAAUAGAGCGUACAAUAUCGAAAAAGAUAACUCACCGUAAGCAAUGUAUUUGCAAAUUCAGCUUUGUAUCGGUCGGGGAUAUAAGGAAGAAAUACAAACAUGAAAAUGAACGGCUUUAUGACAAAAAUAUACAAACGGAAGAAAUAGCUAAUAAAAUAUCUACUAAAACUGAUUCAUCAAAAAAAAGUAAUAGGAGUAGAGUUGAAAGUUUAAGAACCAGGGAAAAGACUACAGAUAAAGGAAGAAACAUGACUGUAGAAACUAUGAGAACUACCAAUAGUUUAAAGACUAAAAUAGAUAAUAAAAAUACACUAGUAUUAUUCACAAAAGAAACUAAAGCAACUAUGAUUUCCGAAAAUGAUUCAGUACAACUGGCUGUUUCCAAUAUGGAAGUCCGAUAUGCGAGCAUGGCGAUAUUAAAACAAGUAACACUUUCAUCCAACAACGUGGCUGUAGGUUCUACACCUGCACUAUCUGAAAGAGUCUCUCGUUCUGUACAUACUAUUUUUAAAGGUCAUAGGAAAUCACCUACACCUAACCUGGGGACAUCCGCCUGCUCACUGUAUUCGGAUGUUGAAGAUCAUUAUGAAAAUGCAUCAUUAAAAAAUAAUAUGCAACACACUACAAAACCGAGGAAAGCAUUACUAAGAAGACUGAUGUCUUGCCUUGUUCUUCGAACGGCCGCAGCGUCUAAAACAAAAAUCUAUCCCCCAGUCUGCAAAGCACCUAGCCUUAACAGUACUUUUGACUCAUAUCACAUCAAUACAUCAUUUGGUGCAAUAGAAGUAAGUUCGUCCAUAUACGACACUUCAGUAUCGUUCUACACUAACCACAGUAUUUUGCCAAUUAAUAAUAAAGUGAAACGAAGCUUUUUAAGCUCAGUGCGAGGUUUUAUAGCAAAUAGAAAGAGUUAGACUCGGUGUAGAUACAGAUUAUACUUAGUAAUAUGCCAGCUGCAUACUAUGACCUGGAAAAUUAUGGCACUGAAAAAUUUGUGCGAAGACGAUUAAUUAGUCGGCUCUUAAACUACAUAUUUGACACGUUCUUUUGAAAUAUAUAUAUAUAUGUAUAUAUUUUUAUUGUUAUUUUACAUGUACUUUUAUUUUUUAUUUUAUUA
This is a messenger RNA of Achroia grisella, 3836 nucleotides long. RefSeq lists its product as uncharacterized. Lineage: Eukaryota; Metazoa; Arthropoda; Insecta; Lepidoptera; Pyralidae. The record is from RefSeq and is a predicted model, not a curated record. Bases 1 to 3633 code for a protein of 1210 amino acids. The transcript has 13 exons.